Molecule: messenger RNA, 2562 nt
Organism: Chenopodium quinoa (quinoa)
Lineage: Eukaryota; Viridiplantae; Streptophyta; Magnoliopsida; Caryophyllales; Amaranthaceae
Product: endochitinase A-like
Exons: 8
Coding region: 599-2425 (608 amino acids)
Molecular function (GO): microtubule binding
Source: RefSeq, a predicted model, not a curated record
CUUAAAAAAACAGGGCCUUAGGGUGUUUGAAUUUUGAGGGAUUGGUUUAGGGUUUUCUGGUUUAGGUAUUUGGCUUUGAGGGUAUUUGGGCCUCUUUAGGAUUUGUUAGUUUGUAUAUUUUUUUUUUCAGAUAUCGGGUUGGAUAUAUGACUUUUUUUCGAAUAUCGAAUAUCCGAAAUACAAAAUUUCGAUAUCCGAUAUCCGAUAUCCUAUCACAUAAUGUUUUCAGAUCAAUUAUUCUAAAUUUUUGGAUCGAAUUUUCGGAUUAUCAGAUAGUUUUGCUAGUCUUAGUUUUAGAUGUACCAAAAUUCAAAAUUUUUUUGCAGGCAUGAUAUAUAACGGUCUAAUUUAGAAGUUUCACAUAUCACACCAACUCCACAGUCUCUUUCACUUUUUCAGAGUGUUCCCAUUCUUUUAUUCGUCCACAACUUUAAACCGCCUAUAUUCAACUUCAAAAAUUUCAUCUGCCUUUCUUUCUCUCUCUCUCAUCUACUACUCUUCACUCCCCUGAAAACUCCUGUUCAAAUUUGCGCCGAAUUCUAGGUCAUUUUCUACUUUCAAUUUCUCAAUCAUUGCUCGAUCUACAAAUCAAUCGAAAAUGGAGGUUCUUGAAACGCCUCAAAUUGAUGCUGAAACUGAUGCUUUCUCUCUAAUAGACGUUUCCGCUUCCGAUGAUGAUUUUCUUUUGGCUUCUUCCUCAGAACCCAGCAUAGCGGACAAUGCAGACCAUAUUUUUACUGAAGGAGCACCUACAGACCAACCAUCUUCCUUGGUUUUACAUAAACCUGGGAAAACUGGCAAAUGUAACCUGCGCAAAAGUUUGGCUUGGGAUAGUGCAUUUUUUACCAAUGCUGGAGUUCUUGAUCCCGAGGAGUUGUCUAGCAUAAUGGAGGGGUCUGAUACGUGUGUGAAGCAAAGCCCUUUUCUACCUGGUAUCCAAGAGGAACUAAGCAAAUCAACUGAUUCAAUCUCCACUUUUCAGAGUGAUAAUGUGACACUGGAAAGUCUUGAGGCUGAUCUUUUCUGUGACAUAAGAGCUUCAAUUCAGAGAUGCAGCAAGUCUUCGACUAAAGGAAAUAGUGGUGACCUUAAAGUCCAUGGAGAAGAACCCAAGAAUGAUUGUUCAACAAAGAUACCUGAACCUUCACGCAAAUUGGCAAAGCCCAAAACAGCCUCCAAGAAACUUAAUAUGGCAGCGCGUGGGUCUAUGAGAACAUUAAAGCCAGGUUCUGUUUGCAAACAAGAGAUUAAGUCUCCUGUCAACCGUAGCAGAGAGCCUACCUCACUGCUUUCUAGGCCACUUAAGCCAGCUGGUGGACCAAGCUUGCAAGUAGCAGCAACUACCAAGAGAAUGUCAAUUAGUGCCAGCCGCAUCAACUCAGAGUCUAAGGCUGCAGGAAAUGUGAAAGGCGCAGGGAAGGGAACUUCAUUGCCAGAUGCUUUCCAUCAAGUUGAUUCACGAAAGCCUGUACCUAAAGCCCCAUCUUCAUCCAAAAUUUCUGCAGCUUCUUCAGUAUUGAACAGAACCAAAACAUACAGUUCACGCUUGUCAUGUAACAGCUCUAGUAGCUCUGCAUCUGAAAAUGUUCGAAGAUCUCAAAUGGGUGUAAUAAGAAAAAAGAUGUUGGACAAGAAUGUCAGUCUGCUACCUGGUGUCAAGAAUAGAGCCUCAACUAACGCUGUAGAAAAGGUUAAGUCUCAGAAUAAGCAGUCCCAUCUCUCAGACUAUCUGACGUCCACAUCAACACCUUCCUGUAGUAUAUCACCUGCAAGCUCUAUUAGCGAAUGGUCCACUGAGUCAUGUUCUUCAACCGCUACAGUUCAUCAAAAACAUUUUGGCUUGAAUCCUUGUCCCCCUACCUCUCAUGAUGUUGGUGCUGAUGGCAAUGUUUCUCAAAAUCUGCUUAAUCUAUCUAGUAAUAGAUCUUUGGGUGAUCGUGAAAAUCAAGUGCCAAUAUCUAGCCAAUCUGCGAUACAACCUUCAAUAGGGAGUGCUGUGUCCAAUCCUCAUCCGGGCUCUGCUAAACCAUCAGGUCUUCGAAUGCCAUCACCAAACAUUGGUUUUUUUGAUGGGGCAAAAGCUGGUGCUAAGACUCCUAGUUCACGACCUCGUUCUGCCUUGCCCAGCAGCCUUCCUAGAUCAGCAGCAGGAACACCCAAAAUUUCUGGGGCAACAAACAAAACAAGACUUGGCUUUGGCACUAGUGCUUCUAAAAUAACAGAAUCAGCUGCUGCAACUGCCAAGCCUAAAGAACAAAUCAUUGAUGCAAACCUUAAAACAGAUGCAGCAAGGACUCCUUUUACAGUAAAGAAUAGUGUAUCUAAUGUGGUCGAGGUAAGCACCUCGCCACCUGGAUCGGGCAUCGAGUCAUUUUCAAAGGGUGACGCUGUGUGUUCUCUAGAGAUGCAAUAUAUUCCAAGGUAAAUUAUGUAUGGGCAAGUGAAUAGUACACUGUCAUGAACAUAUUGAAUAAAAAUUUAUACAGUUGUGGUAUAGAUCGGAUGUAUAUUACCAUUUUAAGUUGUUUGGAUAAGUAAAUAUUUGGGGUCUGUUUUCUAACA